GUUAUUAGAUACGUUUUAUAAACCAAUUCAUAAUUUUAAUUCAGAGGUAUGUUUAUGUUUUCAUAUAAACACUACUCUUACGUUGGGAGUGUAGUGAUUGGAUUUUGAAGCGUUAGGAAAUAAACGUUCAUAGAUGGCGCUAGACAACUAGCGCGAGUGUAAUUAAAAGAGUGAUGUCAUUCGAGUUUUUGCUCUUGGAGAAGAAGGAGUUACUGAGUAGAGUAACUCGAACGAAUCUGCAAUAAAUUUGUUAAGUUUUCUAUUUGCCUAUUUAUUCAAAGCACUCACGAACCAGCCACGACAAAAAUGAUUUGUGACAUUCUUAUCACGAUUUUUAUAUUGUGUUCAUAUUCACUUAUUCAUUCACUUACUUAUUUAUCACGUUUAUCUCUGUACUUUUACAAAUUUAUUUUGUUUUUUUUUAAAGCUGGAAAUGUAGCAAGAGCUGCCAUAGAUGGAACUGAAAAAAUCGUUAGCGAUGCUGAUGAUAAUCUCGGUAAUGCAGCAAGAGCUGCUCAUCACAGUUUGAGAUCAUUGGUAGAACUCGGAAGUUUUCUAGAAGAUACUGGUAUGGGAGUCGAAGGAAUUGCCUCCAAUACUAUGUGGAUGGCUCAAAAUGUCUCUGACGCCCUGAGAAACAUGAUGAUGAUGAUGAAUUAACUGCUGCACGGGGAUUUUCUUGAAAUCUGUAAAUAAAAGCAAAAAUAUCUGCUGUCAUAUUGAUUUUACUUAUUCUAACAAUUCACUUUUUAUUGCAACAAUUUACACAAGUAACGCAAACAGA
Messenger RNA from Argiope bruennichi, 784 nucleotides. RefSeq lists its product as uncharacterized. The record is from RefSeq and is a predicted model, not a curated record. Lineage: Eukaryota; Metazoa; Arthropoda; Arachnida; Araneae; Araneidae. The transcript has 14 exons. Bases 307 to 660 code for a protein of 117 amino acids.